Trichoderma gamsii is the source of this 2784-nucleotide messenger RNA. RefSeq names its product aminotransferase class I and II. Gene Ontology annotation, biological process: L-aspartate biosynthetic process. The record is from RefSeq and is a predicted model, not a curated record. The transcript is spliced from 7 exons. Gene Ontology annotation, molecular function: L-aspartate:2-oxoglutarate transaminase activity; pyridoxal phosphate binding. Bases 1 to 2784 code for a protein of 927 amino acids. Gene Ontology annotation, cellular component: cytosol. NCBI's taxonomy places the organism in Eukaryota, Fungi, Ascomycota, Sordariomycetes, Hypocreales, Hypocreaceae.
AUGGAUGGUUCAACCCUCCAGGUAUCGGCAGCGGUGAACAUCACAGCGCAAUUCAAUGAGCUUCUCCAGCAGCACAGUGCUCCACCAGUCGUGAACAAGGUCUCGCUGGACGACAUUGACAGCUUCCUCAAAGAAGCAUACCGCAUUAAUUCACACAUUGUUAGCUUGCACCGACAGCUUCAAGAUGUGCGCCAGGCAUACCUAUCCACGGCGCAGCCUCGCCGAGCGCAAGCGCGAUUCGUCCAAAACCAGCCGCGAGUCUUGUCCGACCGAGAACGAGAGGAAAUCGACGCCAACGCCAAGCAGAUGAUACGGGAGCUCAACGCCAGCAUAAGGUCGCUGGACGAGGCUGAACAGCUUCGCCGAGAUACGGAAGCAGCCAUUAUCCGCAAGAAGUACACAAAGGGGCUUGGCGCUCUCGGCUCAUGGGCAUCUGGCGGCAUUGCCAGCAGCAAGUCGGCGGAACAUGCUGCGGCCGAAGAUCAGGCCCAGCAGCUGGGCGGCUAUCGAGACGGCGUGGUGUGGUUCCUACGCCAGCGACUGGAGCUGUGCUGUCGAACGCAGCAAGACAUGAUGGAAACGCGGCUGCGUCGAGAGCUGGAAAAGAGUCGCAGCAUGCUGCCAGUGGGAGACCUCGCAGAGUUUGUCCCGGCAGCCCACAAACCACAUCGGCAGACUCCGGGUGGCACCUUGGAGCCGGGGGCCGAAGAAUCAUCGCCCGCUGCGUUUACGGAGGGCUUGACUGAUGAGCAAGUGCAAAUGUUUGAGGAGGGCAAUCAGAGCAUGAUGGAGCAUUACGAGAGCACGUUGGAUAAAGUGAGGACGGCGGAGAAAUCGCUAUUAGAGAUUUCAGAACUCCAGACACUACUAGUCAACAACUUGUCAGCGCAGUCCGAAAACAUUGAGUUGCUUGUGUCUGAUUCGGCAUCGAUGGCGGAUAAUGUCGGCGGAGGAAACAGACAGCUUAAAAAGGCUUCUCAACGGCCAAGCACGGCGCGGUAUACAUUUUUUGCAGCAAGCGGUCUGUCGGCAAAAGCACCGGACCCUAUAGAACCAUCACGGGGAACAAAACUCCCUGUCAGCACCCUGAAAUCAGCUCUCCCCGGACCUCAGAACCCCGAGCCCUUCCAGCUUCUGCGCUGUGCUGAGCCUCCCCCCGGCCCCAUCGGCUCCGUCUCGUCGCGCAUUUCCAAGGGAUUUUUAGGUCUGGUGACGUGCAUCGGCGGGUCGCAGCAGGCGUUCGAAUCGCAGGCAGCUAAGCAGGCGUAUAGCGGCCACAGCGGAUCCUCCGGUUCCCUCCAGGCGCCUCUAGGCCCCAAGUCCCUCCCCCGCGACCCCGUCACAGGCUCUCCGCCAUCCGCGCUGCGUGUGGCAUUUCGACAGCCUGAGAGGUGCUCUGCAGCGCAUUUAUCUACAUUCGAGCCUCCCACUGCCGCAACCAUGGCUCCUCCAUCAUCAUCGCCGUCUCACCCUCAACCACCGUCGUCCUCGGCCUCCCUCGCGCGCAUCAACAACAUUGCGAGCCACAUCUCUCCCGCAAUGGCUUCUACAACCAGCUUCCCGGCCGACACAGUGCCGCAAGCGCCUGAAGAUCCUCUCUUUGGCCUUGCCCGCGCGUACAGAGCAGAUAACAGCCCGAUCAAGGUUGACCUGGGAAUUGGCGCCUACCGAGACGAUAAUGCUAAGCCCUGGGUUCUCCCCGUCGUCAAAAAGGCUGAUGAGAUUCUCCGAGACAACCCCGAAUUGAACCACGAAUAUGCCCCGAUUGCUGGUAUCGAGAGCUUCACCAGCAAGGCUGCGGAGCUGAUGCUCGGCGCCGACUCCCCCGCGAUCCAGGAGCGCCGCACCACAUCGGUGCAGACCAUAUCGGGAACUGGAGCCGUCCACUUGGGCGCUCUGUUCCUCUCCAAGUUCUACAAGGGUAGCCGAGUCGUCUAUGUGUCCAAUCCCACGUGGGCAAACCACCACCAGAUCUUCAACAAUGUCGGCAUCAAAGUCGCCCAGUACCCCUACUGGAACAAGGAGACUCGGGGACUGGAUUUCGAUGGCAUGAAGUCUACGAUUGCCGCAGCCCCCGAAGGCUCCAUCAUCCUGCUCCACCCCUGCGCUCACAACCCAACCGGUGUCGACCCAACACUGGAUCAGUGGAAGGAGUUGGCCGUGGUGAUUCGAGAGAAGAAGCACUUCCCCUUCUUUGACUGCGCCUACCAAGGCUUUGCCUCUGGUGACCUUGCUCGAGAUGCCGCCGCUGUGCGCUACUUUAUCCAGCAAGGCUUCGAGCUCGUGGUUGCCCAGAGCUUCGCCAAGAACUUUGGCCUUUACGGAGAGCGAGCUGGCUGCUUCCACGUUGUGACUGCCCCUGCUGCCGAUGCUGCCACCACCAUCACCCGCAUUGCAUCCCAGCUGGCCAUUCUCCAGCGUUCAGAAAUCUCCAACCCUCCCUUGUACGGCGCCAGAAUAGCCAGCACCGUCCUCAACGACCCUGCGCUCUUUGAGGAGUGGGAAGGGAACUUGAAGACCAUGUCUGGCCGCAUCAUUGAUAUGCGCAAUGCUCUCCGGUCAAAGCUUGAGGAGCUUGGCACCCCGGGAACCUGGAACCACAUCACAGAUCAGAUCGGCAUGUUCAGCUUCACCGGCUUAUCAGAAGCCCAGGUUCAGAAGCUCCGCGAGGAGUACCACAUCUACAUGACCAAGAACGGCCGAAUCAGCAUGGCCGGCCUAAAUACGCACAACAUUGAUCACGUGGCUCAGGCCAUCCGAAAAGUGGUUGGUGAAACGCAGUAA